Messenger RNA from Patiria miniata (bat star), 2052 nucleotides. RefSeq lists its product as uncharacterized. The transcript has 3 exons. Lineage: Eukaryota; Metazoa; Echinodermata; Asteroidea; Valvatida; Asterinidae. The coding region runs from base 1 to 2028 and encodes 675 amino acids. The record is from RefSeq and is a predicted model, not a curated record.
AUGGUGCGCUGUGGCUUUUACCAAACCAAGGCGGGGCAAGUGGUUGACUCAUCUCAAGCUAUCAACUGUCAACGAUGCAACAAUGGCACCUAUGUCACGCCCCAGGCGCACCCUGGUAUCAGUCCUGCGAAUUGCACGGUGUGUCCUACGGGUACCAAUAAGAGCCUUCACGCUGGCUUCCGCGCAUGUCCAUGUCUGGAUGGUUUCUACCGUACUGACCGGUUCGGUGAAUGCCAUCCGUGUCCAACCGAGGGAGUCAACUGCUCAGAAGAGUACCAACACCUCCUGCCUGGCUUCUGGUGGACCUGGGACUGGGGUUUAUCGGAUGACAACUACAUUUCCUACGAGCGAUUUGUCACAAAUGUGUGCACUGAAGAUUCCAGAUAUGACAACACAAGCAAUUUCCGGUUUGGGGGUGUGUUACCCAAAGUGCAUAAAUGUCCUCGCAAUGAGUCGUGCGUGAAUGCUGUUCUGGGUGGUAUCAAUGCAACAUGUAAGAAAGGUUAUACGGGGUGGCUUUGCUCCCAAUGCAGUCCGUACUAUUACUCUUGGUUCGAUCAAUGCUUCGACUGUCCCAAAUGGUGGUGGUUCUUGCUUGAAGCCAUUGCUGUAUGCGUGGCCAUUGUUCUGAUUGUCAUCAUCAUAGCUUGGCAGGCGCGCAAAGUCCGAAGAAACGGUCGGUCUGCCGUCAGCCUGCUGCUUGCUCGAGGGAAGAUCCUACUGGGUUUUUACCAGGUCAUGGGGGAGAUAAUCUCAGCGCUGGAUGAAAUUGCAUGGCCGAAGACAUUAACAAGUGUUGGUUCUUUCUUUAGACUGUUGGAAGUGGACAUCGUGCGGAUGUUUAUCAGUCCCAGAUGUUAUGUCCCCAACUUCACGUAUCCUAAUAUUUACAUUGAGUUCUUGGCAGGUAUCAUUUUUGUGGCGUUUGUUCUUCUUGGUGGCUGGUGUUUUUACGGCUCCAAGAAGUGUUACCUGAAAGCAAAGAAAAUUCCGCGUGCGGAACAAAACGCUCUAAUGUUGCAGACCAAGCAGAGGUGUUACUUGUUUGUGGUGAUACUGCUCUUUAUUUCCUACCCCAGCCUGUCUAGUGUUAUUCUCACAUUAUUGCCCUCUGGGUGUCACCUCUUCUACAUGGACGAAAAAGACACCCUCAGUGUGACCAGACUUCGAACCAAUUACUCGAUCGAUUGCCAAACAGAGCAGCAUGUUCAGUUCACCUACGCAGCUGAGGCCUCCCUCUUCUACGUUGUUGGGUUUCCUUUGGUGUUGUUUCUCCUCUUGUGGUGGAACAUCAGAAAACGGAAGAAGACCGGGGCUGUCGCUGGUAGACAGGAAAGUGAGGAUCAGCCUUUGCUCGAUGCGGGUAGUCGAUGUCGUUUGGAUGCCGGUCGUGUCGCCAGUUACAUAAACAACGUGCCUGAUGAGACAGAUGACGAACUUUUCCUACACUCGGAACCAAGCCAUGCUGAAUUCAAUUGGGAGAGUUUCUUGUGCGAGAAUUACAAGCCAAAUUUCUGGUACUGGGAAAUUCUGGAGCUGGCCCGCAAGAUCGUCCAGACGCUUUUUGUGCUUCUGUACGGGCCUGACGAUCAUUUUACCAUGUUCGCCACCAUAGUCAUUUCGGUGGGCUUUCUGCUCCUGCACGCUUACGUCAAACCCAUGAAGGAUGCUGCCGAGCAUCGUCUGCAGAUGUGCUCGCUUGGUACCAUCUUCCUGAACCUGUUGGCUGCGACGCUGCUUCUGUUGCCGAGCGAGGAUGCUCAAUCCAGCAAGAAAAGGAAGGAAUUCCUUUCUGUUUUUCUUGUGCUGAUGAACCUCAGUAUCAUCGUUUUUGUCAUCGCUAGCUUGGUCUGGACCAGUGUGAAGGCCUUAUGGCGUCAUGGGUGCUUGCGUCGCUUAGGAUCGUGCAUCGCUGGGGAGUGGAGCUGGUGUUGUAGACCUCGUCAUCGUGGGCAAGAGGUGAAUAACCAUCUUUACGAUGACAGCGACGAACAGGACUCAACCACCAUGACAGUUAACUUUGAAUAAUAGACCCCAGAACAGUUGGAUAGU